AUGUCGGGCGUCCGGGGGAAGUGGGGCAUCAAAGACCUGGCGGAGGCGGAGAAGUCUCGAGCCAAGGUGGAGAGCCUGGCGGAGCAGCCGCUGAAGAUCACUGCCACCGGCAGCCUGGAGACCCACGACCGCCAGGUCUUUGUGGAUGGAGCCAGGAUCACCAAGGCCCACACCGACGUGACCAACAUCCGGUGCUGGAACGGGUAUGUCCACUUCCUGGACCGACCACUGAUCCCGAGGUUCACGAAUAUGGACCAGAAUCUAAGGUUCUAUAAGAUUCCGGACUGUUGGGGAUACAACCUGGGUCCACCGCUGCAAGCACGCUCGCCCGAAGACCCGCGGGAGAAGGACAAGCGCGAGCGCGAUGAGCUUCAUGAGCGGCUCAUGGAGAAGGAGCGGCUCAACAAGAAGCGCGUGGGCCCCGGCGCCGCCGGCGCCGCUGAGCCGCAGAACCAAAAGACCUUCGAGUUCAAGUCGGAGGAGGAUCGUCGGGAUGCCAUCGAGCACAUCCGCCAGACCGCGCGCCGAAAGUACCUGGGCGAGCGAGAGGUGAAGAUCUCGGAUUUGCGGGGCAGGCAGGUGAGCGACGCGGAGUGGCUCAUGCAGGGUGAGAAGAUCUCGGAGGCGGAGCAGCAGUACCUCAAGCUGGAACGGCAGCUCUACGACGUCACAAAGCAGCGGAUGGAGGAGCGUGGCAUCGAGCGGGCGGUUGGCUACAACAUGCCAGAUGUCUACGAUGAUGAGGAGAACGCGGCAGGGCAGAACAAGCGCUUCGCCGUCUUAGAGCAGCGGUACCAGCAGACCUACGACGAGAAGUGGCAGCCCAACGAGGAGCAGCGCCUGGAGGAUGCCACGGUGUCCAAAGCCGUGUCCAAGUACGGCGCACAGAAAGGCCGCAAAGAGCUCAAGGACAAGACGCAGUACGAGCUCAUCUUAGAGGACGCCGUGGAGUUCGGGGAAGCGGAGGUGGUUGGCGGCAACUUCAAGGCGCCACCCUUGGAGGCUGCGGGCAAAGCAUCGGACUCGGAGGACGAGCAGGACAUGAACGUCCCGAAGGCGGUGCGUGACGAUCGGAUGUUCAAGAAGAUGCGGAAGGAGGCAGAUCGGUUGCUCAAGGAUCGCAAGUCCUUGCCGGUGUACCUCUACAAGGCGCCGCUUUUGGAGGCGGUGCGGGACUACCAGGUUUUGAUCAUUGUGGGCGAAACUGGUAGCGGCAAGACUACGCAGAUCCCGCAGUACCUCCACGAAGUGGGCUACUCGAAGAUCGGCAAGAUCGGGUGCACUCAGCCACGACGAGUGGCCGCGAUGUCAGUGGCUGCCCGCGUGGCUACGGAGUACGGUUGCAAGGUGGGCCACGAGGUGGGCUACAAUAUCCGUUUCGAGGACUGCACCACGGACCGCACGAUCAUUGAGUACAUGACAGACGGCAUGCUGCUCCGCCAAUUCUUGAACGAGCCUGACAUGGCCUCCUACUCCGUCAUGAUGAUCGAUGAGGCGCACGAGCGGACUUUGCACACAGACGUGCUCUUUGGCUUGGUCAAAGAUGUUGCGCGUUUCCGGCAAGACCUGAAGCUGAUUAUCUCCUCUGCCACCCUGGACGCGGAGAAGUUCUCGGAGUACUUCGACAAUGCGCCCAUCUUCAACGUACCUGGCCGCAGGUUCCCAGUGAGUAUCCACCACACAAAGGCCCCUGAGGCGAACUACCUGGAUGCCUGCGUCAUCACUGUGCUCCAGAUUCAUCUCACGCAAGGGCCCGGGGACUGCCUCGUGUUCUUCACCGGCCAGCAGGAGAUCGAGGAGGCCAUGGAUUUGCUCAGCUUCAAGACCAGAGGCAUGGGCACGGCCGUGGGAGAGCUGCUGGUGCUACCCAUCUAUGCGAACUUGCCCACUGACAUGCAGGCCAAGAUCUUCGAGCAGACGCCCCCUGGGGCGCGCAAGGUGGUGCUUGCCACGAACAUCGCCGAGACGUCCAUCACCAUUGACAACAUUGUGUUUGUCAUCGACCCUGGCUUCUGCAAGCAGAACUCCUUCAACCCGCGGACAGGAAUGGAGUCGCUGAUCGUGGUGCCUUGCUCCAAGGCCUCUGCCAACCAGCGCGCCGGGCGCGCCGGGCGCGUCAAGCCUGGGAAGUGCUUCCGCUUGUUCACCAAGUGGUCCUUCGAGCACGAGCUGGACGACGACAACGCUCCCGAGAUCCAGCGCUCGAACCUGGGUCACGUCGUGCUGAUGCUGAAGUCCAUCGGCAUCGACGACUUGCUGCACUUUGACUUCAUGGACCCCCCGCCCCCAGAGACUUUGAUCAAGGCGCUGGAGCAGCUCUACGCGCUCAGUGCUUUGAAUGACCAGGGCGACCUCACCAAGCUUGGACGGCGCAUGGCAGAGUUCCCCAUGGACCCUCAGCAGUCCAAAUCGCUGAUCCAGGCUGACAAGUACAAGUGUGUGGACGAAGUUGUGACCAUCUGCAGCAUGCUUGGCGUGGAUGGCGCAAUCUUCUACAGACCCAAGGACAAAGGUCUCCACGCGGACAACGCGAGAAAGAACUUCCACAAGCCCGGGGGCGACCACAUGACCAUGCUCCACGUCUACAAGCAGUGGGAGGAGACGGGCUUCUCGCUGAACUGGUGCAUGGAGAACUAUCUCCAAAACAGGUCCCUGAAAAGGGCGCGGGACAUCCGAGAGCAGCUGGUGGACAUGUUGGAGAAGGUCGAGAUCGAGCAUUCCUCCAAUGUCAACGAUGUUGACGGGCAGAGGAAAGCCAUCCUCUCUGGCUUCUUCUACAACACCGCGCGGCUCCGCAAAGAUGGGUCCUACGUUACAGUGAAGCACCCACACACCGUGGAGAUCCACCCCACCUCGUCCCUCUUCGGGCAGCAGCCGAGACUCGUGUGCUACCAUGAGCUGGUGCUCACCACCAAGGAGUACAUGCGGGGCUGCAUCGAAGUCAAGCCGGAAUGGCUCCUGGAGGUAGCUCCGCACUUCUACCAGUCCAAGGACCUCGACGGCUUCAAGGGCAAGAUGCCCAAGGGUCAGGGCGCGGCCAGCGAGCGCGGGGCCAAGAAAGGUGCCGCCUCGCAGGUGCCCGAGUUGCGAAGAGUCUACACCAUCGGCACUUGGCGGGUCAGUCGCGAGGUGUAUCUGUGGCAGCUUUCCUCGUUGGAUGUCAAGUUCCUGGUAGAUAUCCGCGGCAAUCCGCGGGCGGGCCGCGAAGAGCAACUCUUCCGGGGCAAAGACUUCACCCGGGCGCUGCUGAGCAUCGGCGUUCGCUAUGAGUACUGGGGUGACAAGCUCGGGGAGGACCAGCUCACCGACGCGGAGGAGCUGCGGCGGGUGCUGAAGGGCCUCCUCGCCGCUGCGCCUAAAGGUCCCAUCUGCCUGCUGGGGCACAUGCACGAGCCCCAGAAGUGCCACCGCCUGCAGCUCUGCGAUCUGCUGCCGGCCAACUGCAAGGUGGAGCACCUCAUGUGGCAGGACCAUCGUGUCAUGAAGUCGCUGAGCCACGACGAAGCCAGCGAACUGUACCGGAACUGGGUGAACUACUUCGACGACUGCCUCGAGCAGGAGAAGCUGAAGCGGCAGCAGCGCAAGUCCUGGCGCCGGGGGAAGGAGCGUGGCGAGGCCAAGGCUCUUCCAGUGCUCAACUGGGAGAAGCUGUCGCCGGCCGAGUGGGAGGAGAAGCUGCGGGAGGGGAAGCCCUACAGGCUGCGGCUUCCUUGGGACACGGAGAUCCUGUGGUACCCCCACUUCAUGGGGGAGUCCGAGGCGGAUGCCCUGGAGGAGGAGGUCAAGGAGAAGGUCACAAUGUACCAUCCGACCUACUACUUCCAGACCCCCAGCGGGAUCACUCAGGAGACGGUGAACCGCAAGGGUCAGGCCCGGAUUUGUGACGACUUCAACUUCGGGAUUCAAUACGACAACUCCCGGGACAAGUCCCAGCUCUACGUUUCCCAGAAGAUGGAGCCCUGGACCCGCGCCCUGCUGCAGCGCGUGGAGGAUGCCAGCGAGAGCGUCUUCAACGCCAUCUGGUUCAACCACUACCGGGACGGCACGGUGACCAUCCACUGGCACACCGACGGCAACGAGGGCCUUGGCCCCGAUCCCGUCAUCGGCUCGCUGUCCAUCGGCGCCACACGGGACUUCGCCUUUAAGAGCAAGCGCGAGUGGCACGGCCAGCGGGGCCAGGAUGGCGCGAUGCACUCGGGCCUCAUCCACUUGAUGCUGCCUCUCUUCCACGGCUCUUUGUGUGUCAUGGGCAGGAACUCCCAGCGGCACUGGCUGCACGCGGUGCCAGCCAUGGAGGGCGUGCGUGCGGAAAGGUUCAACCUCACCUUCCGCUUUUGGGCCCUUGAGGGCUUCGAGACUAUCGACCAGAAGGAAGCCAAGGAGGCAGAGAUUGACCCCCCGAAGCACAAGCGCCAGUACCGGCUGCGGGUGGUCCCACGCUGCACGCGGCGCCUGGCACCGGUGAUUCUGGACUCCCCGAGCAACGCUUCUGCGCCCGUGAGCGAGAUGCUGCGGCGCCUGCAGAACCUUCUGCCCGCAGGCAUUGGCGGCAUCUCGCUGGUCAGCCGGCGAAAUGGGUCUCGAGAAGUGCUGCAGAACGAGCAGCCGCUUUUGAGCGAGCUGGAGCGGCUGGGGUAUCUGCCCAGCGGCGAGGCGUCGCCCUGCUUCGACCUGGAGCUGGAAACCGAGGCCGAGCCGGACGAGAGCUCCGGUGAGCGCGGCGAGCGGGCGGAGCUGAGUGCCCUCGCAGAGAGCGGCAGCGGCUUUGCGGAGCUGAUAGCAGAGGUGGCGCGGUCGCCUGCGGGGCCCUACUCACCACCGACGCAUCUUGAGGUGGAGGUGCCUGACGGGGGUGACUGGAUUUGGGAAGUGAUCCAGAACCUAUCUGGGAUCCAGCGGAAGAGCAAGGGCAAGGGCCGGAUCUCCCAGAUGGUCUACCACCAGACCAGCGAGUUCGUGGCUCUCUAUGUGGCGAGGCCCAAGAGCUCAAUCCACUUGGCACUCAGCUUCAAGCGGCCGCUGCGGUAUCCUGAUCUGACCUCAGGCGCUGUGUGCGGUCCUCUGCGGCGGCUGCAACUCUAUGGUCGCCUGCUGGCCGCCCACCUGCAGGUGCCCGCCGGCUGCCAGGUGGGUUUGCCACUGCGGAAGCUCGCGCAGCCCAGCCAGGCCGCGGCACAGCUGCUGAGUUGGGACCUUCGGGCCCCGGACCCCACGGAUCUCACGCGCCGCCACUUCCGGGACUUCACAGGCAGCGACCGCUUCCUCUCCCCUGGCGCCUUGGCCGAGAUGCUGGCCACCAGAUCGCCUUUGCCGGCGUCAGGGAAACCCGACACGGAGGCGCUGGCUUGCCACCGCUGCGGCCAACUCUUUGGGGACUCCAUGCGACAGCUGCUGCUGCACCUGCGGCGCUGUGAUGCCCUGCCCAAGGAGAAGGAGAAACAGCCAGCCCCAGUCGGCGACAGCGCCGUGGCGCUGUUGGAGGAGAUGGGCUUCACCUGCGGCCGCGAGGCGCUGCAGGAGCUGCUCCACCAUACAGAGGACAGCGGGCGGUCAGUGUCACGCGCGUGCCGUGUACAGGGCGCCUUCUCGGAACGUCUUCGAGCGACAGCCACCCGCGCUUCGUGAUCGG
Molecule: messenger RNA, 5629 nt
Organism: Effrenium voratum
Lineage: Eukaryota; Dinophyceae; Suessiales; Symbiodiniaceae
Source: the annotation of a GenBank genome assembly